AUGACAAGCAUAUUGAAGCGCACCACUAUUCAGCGUGUCAGGAAAGGAGCCUACAGGAACGCACCUUCCACCGGAAAGAUCAUCUCGUUCAGCAUCUGCGCUUGGUGCAUGGCAUGCGGAUUUUGCGGUACUACUAUGAGCACUUGGCUGGAGAGGACCGAUCAUCUUGCCGACCACUUCAAGUCUGGUGUUACGAUGGCCAGUUGGCAAGGUGAUUGGGGGUUUGAUGCAUCCGUCAUACCGCUGGUUGAGACUGCUAUUCCUCCUGAUCUCAUCGAUUGGGAAAGAGGUACUCUCAUCCCCAUGAAAGGUAGCGACCCAUCCUGGGGUACACCACCAAACGCGUACGAACUGCUCAAAGUCGAAAUCGAGUUUUUCAUCCAGCGAUAUUUCGACAAACAUGGGUACUUGCCAGACAACGAUGCGAUGCAGCUAGAAGCCUGUCGCAUCAUCUUCGCAGCUGAGACCACUUCCGUCAUGCAUGGGCCAGACACAAACCAUCUUCACGAAGUCUCAUGGCUACGAGACCUGAUGAUGUCAUCACAUGAGCUGACUGAACACGCGAGAUUCCAGCCCGUUCGAUCUUCCCGCGAGAGCAGACAUUUUCCGUUGCGCAUCAAUGCCAAGGAUCAUCUAUUCGAACAAUGCCCACUGGAGGCGCAGCUUCGUGGCUUCGUCACUCAGCGCAUAACUACUGGAGAGACGCUCGAAGAUGUGCAACUGCAUCACGAGGCAUGCCAGAUUGUGCGGCGCAUGGAGCAAGAGUCCAGUACUCCAUCCGACGUUUUCGCGAAUUGGAUCGUGAAAGGGAUCUACUCGGGCACAGAUUGGAUUUCGCUUUUCAAGCAACGCGCUGGCAUCUCCGAUGUUGUAUCCACCAAUGUCCCGGCAGAUCAUGGCUUGGGCGAACUACUGGACCUCUCGUGGCCAGCCUCGCCUCCCAAAGAAGCGUCCACCUCCGCUCUCGGGAUCGCAAGUCCAUCCAAGCAAACCCACGACUACUUCACUACGCUUCCCACUUUCUCGGAAGAACCCAUAGUCUCACCCGAAUCUACCGCGCAGACGGACAUGUACGGUCGGUUGCGAUCGCUGCUACCGGACGACACAAACUUCUACCGGAUCUUUGACAGCGACAUGAGGAGAUGGGCGGCAUCGACGCUUUCACCGAAGAACCCAAACUGCCACGUCCCUUCCGACGAAGAGAUCCAGCAUCAGGCGCGAUGGAUCAUGUAUGAUGGUGACGACCCAUGGAACCAGACGCCUGCGGAUUUCCCGAACUGGUUGUCACGGUUCAAGAGGGAGUAUGCCGGCUAUCCUUUCGUCACGAGCUCUUCAGCCCAACAUACGCCCUUCCAGUCGAAUGUCGCAGUUUCAUCAGCAACCAAUACCGAAACUGCUUCACCAGGCCAACCCAAAAACUCCCACGAUGAGCCGCCCGGCCCGUUCCGGCUAUUCUCACUGCCAGGGGAGCUCCGCAACAUCGUCUACGCUCACGUUCUCGAAACAGACGAGGCCAUCCUCAUGGCGCCAUACCACAAGGAAGGAGUCUUACAUCAACGUCUGAUCCUCCACGAUCCGACCCGAAACCUACAGAAAGACCUAAACCAAAUGAAAUUCGUCUGCAAACAACUCUACGAAGAAACAUCAGCUCUCCCACCAACCCGCUGUCCAGAACUAAUCUUCCCUCUCCGCAAAGACACCCCCGAAUCCGCUUCUAGUAUAUGUGCAGAGUACAUCGCCAGCGCCAGACCCGAGCAGCUCACCAGCAUCCGCCGCAUCCACGUCCACGAGCGCAUCGCAUACAGACAGUGUCCUUUCUCGCCGCACCUCUUCGACCCUUGCAUGAACCAGCUCGUCACAUUCGCCACCCACCACCCUUCCACCUCAAUUCAGACAUUCCUCCAUGCCGUAGACCCGAAGGUCUCCAACGAAACAUCCAAAUUCCCCAUCGCAGGCUUCUCCUACGAGAUAGCUCGGAAACGGGUGGAGCACGGAUACUACAGCGCGUGGUACAACAUCGAUAGGGUUCUGGACGAGAUGGCGGAGACGUGGUCGGACCAUGCGUUUGAGCCGCAGCCGUUUCCGGAGAAUUUCGUGUUUAGGUUGGGGUGCGGGUAA
Messenger RNA from Alternaria ethzedia, 2118 nucleotides. RefSeq lists its product as uncharacterized. The transcript has 5 exons. NCBI's taxonomy places the organism in Eukaryota, Fungi, Ascomycota, Dothideomycetes, Pleosporales, Pleosporaceae. The coding region runs from base 1 to 2118 and encodes 705 amino acids. The record is from RefSeq and is a predicted model, not a curated record.